Penicillium vulpinum is the source of this 1674-nucleotide messenger RNA. RefSeq names its product Zn(II)2Cys6 transcription factor domain-containing protein. Bases 1 to 1674 code for a protein of 557 amino acids. Gene Ontology annotation, biological process: positive regulation of transcription by RNA polymerase II. Gene Ontology annotation, cellular component: nucleus. The transcript has 8 exons. NCBI's taxonomy places the organism in Eukaryota, Fungi, Ascomycota, Eurotiomycetes, Eurotiales, Aspergillaceae. The record is from RefSeq and is a predicted model, not a curated record. Gene Ontology annotation, molecular function: DNA-binding transcription factor activity, RNA polymerase II-specific; zinc ion binding; transcription cis-regulatory region binding.
AUGAGGGGAUGCCUCACAUGUCGUCUGCGCCAUCUGAAAUGUGACAAAUCCGGGUCAAAAUGUAUCCGCUGUCAACGCUCUGGUCGCGAAUGUGUGCCAGCCCCCGGCAAAUCUGAAGAGGUCUCUUUCCGACACGGCCAGAACCCAUCCUUGCGAGGAAAGGGGCCCCCGAGAUAUGGCGAGAGUGAUCUUGCUUUCCCGGAUGACCAAGUCUGGGUUGAGACAUCUUCCGACUUCGACUUCAAGGAUGAAACAGAUCAGACGGCAGCUGAAUACUAUGUUGUACCUGUGACAAGGCAGGCGUCAAUUUCAAGAUCUUCUUCUGAACGUUCGACGCCUUCAUCUGCAAUGGAUUCUUCUUUGACAACUCCAAACCUUGUCAUUCCUGCUUAUGCCGCAGGCUCUCAAUUGGGCUCCAGGUCGAAUUCAGUGAACUCGCCACGUGCACCUACCACGCCUAUUGCCCAAUCGAGGCUAUCCAACGUGACCGAAGCAUUUUUGUUGCGGCAUUUUCAAAAGUACCUUGCCCCGUGGCUCGACGCAUUCAACCCUGAACGAAACUUCUCAAUAGAUGUCAUCGAGCGCGCGACUCAAUCUCCAUUAUUACUGUAUGCAUGUCUAGCAGUCUCAGCAUGUCAUUUAUCCCGAACAACAAACUCCAUCGCCGGCGAUGUCGCACACGGAUACCAUGAGCGCUGUAUCUCAAUUAUGCUCCCGGUCCUCGACAAGCCCGAAUUUGAAAUCGGAAUCGACAUCCUACUUUCAUCAACAGUCAUUCUACGAUUUUUCGAAUCAAUCUCCUGUGCGUGGACCACCAAUUCAUCAUCUUCAACGCAGAAUAAUUACCCCCGACUAAUCCACCAAACAGCCCAUAGUCCCCCAAACGACCAACAACACCAUCUCCUGGCCGGUUCAGUCUAUGUCAGCUCCCACGUGGACUCCGCUAUCGCAGGCGGACUAGCAUCGGCUUCCUUCUGGGCCUAUGUCAUUCAAGACAUCCAAUUCGCCCUUACAUACCAAAAAUGUCUUCGGCUAUCAUUCGCGCCGUUCGAUGAUCGUCUAAGACGGUGGUGGAUUGCAAAGCCUGCCUUGAGCGACGGUGACUGGACCAACCGCGCUAUAUGGCUAUUGGCCGAGACUAUCGACUUUUGUUAUAAUAUCUCGGGCCGAAGCCAUGAUGGUAGACUUGGGAGUGCAGGGGAGACUGCGCUGAGACAUCGCAUUCUUGAGUGGGAGGCCGGCCGACCUGACACGUUUGUUCCGUUACAUGUUUCGCCGCCGGAUCCGGGGAAUGGAAAGCCUUUUCCUGUUGCUUGGUAUACGAGCUUGUGGCAUGCUACUGCGAUCCAGCAUAUCUGUCUCACGAAAUCGCUCAUGCUCAUUCGCGAACUCGAGUUUUAUGAUCGUAGCAUGUUAAAUUUAGAGCAGCCUGUCAAAUUGAGGAAUGAUCUCGCCGAAACGCUCAACUUUAUGUUCGGCAUCGCCACAUCUGCUGAUGAUGAUCCAUCGCUGCGUAUCACGGCUUGCCACGCACUUUUUGCUUGUGGCUCUUGGGUUGAAGACCCUGUUGUCCAGAAUUUGCUGAUUGAUCUGCUUCGCCGAACGGAAAGGGAGAACGGCUGGCCGUGGGGGUACGUGCAUAACCAAGUCGUGCAAGCGUGGAGGACAAUAUAG